AUGCCAAUCCCGUUUACAUUUUACCUCAAAGGUAGACUUGCAUUGUGCCAGUGGUUAUCCUUUAUCACCAAGUCUGUCUUUGAGGUAAGAUGUGAACAGGUUUGGCUUUUUCUGGUGAGAUUAUGCUUUCGUGUCACCCUUAGUGAAUUGCAAUAUGAACAACGACGACAUCAACAAUUGAUUAGGCGCAAUAUAUAG
Plasmopara halstedii is the source of this 198-nucleotide messenger RNA. RefSeq lists its product as uncharacterized. The transcript has 2 exons. The record is from RefSeq and is a predicted model, not a curated record. NCBI's taxonomy places the organism in Eukaryota, Oomycota, Peronosporomycetes, Peronosporales, Peronosporaceae. Bases 1 to 198 code for a protein of 65 amino acids.